Chondrus crispus (carragheen) is the source of this 1470-nucleotide messenger RNA. RefSeq lists its product as hypothetical. Bases 1 to 1191 code for a protein of 396 amino acids. The record is from RefSeq and is a predicted model, not a curated record. NCBI's taxonomy places the organism in Eukaryota, Rhodophyta, Florideophyceae, Gigartinales, Gigartinaceae. The transcript is spliced from 2 exons.
AUGUCUCUCGCUUUCUCCCUUCCCGCUCCCCUCCUUCGCCUUCGGCCCCGACCAUGCGUCUCCCGUCAUUCCCUGGUAUGCACGGCUUCGCCAGUCGCCGCCGCUGGCCUAGUGCUCCCCCCGUCCCCCAUCCCAUCUCGCUUUGACUCCGGCGCCAUAUCGGGUGCCGCCGUGCAGCGCUACCUCUCUGACGAGGGGGCUCGCUUCGUCAUGUGGUACGCCGGACGCCCUCUCACCUGGGCCUCUUCCGCGAAAGCCCCGCCCGGCACGUCCCACGGUCUCGUUGGCCUGGCCCUCUCCUCCGACGGCAUCACGUGGGACCGCGUCGAAGGCCCACUGGAAGCUCAUUCCGUCCUCGCCCCGAACGACGAUUGGUGGACCUUUGACACCGUCCAUCUCUCUCUGGGCUCCGUUUCCAUUGACAGUAACGACAUGGUGCGCGCCGACGCCGGCGUCUACUUCAUGUACUAUGGAGGCGGAAACGCAGAGAAAGUGACCGUGGGAGGGGCAGAACUUGCAGGCGCGCGUAUGGCCAUCGGCGUGGCCAUCAGUAAGGAUGGUGAGCACUUUACCAGGAUUGAGGGCGAACAUCCAUCGGGCGCUGUGCUGGAGCGUGGUGACGAAGGCGCGUUCGAUGAGCUAUUUGUUGCGGGGCCUUGCGUGGUCAGGGCGAAGACGGGGGCAAGCAAUGCAGGCAAGUACGUUAUGCAUUACUUCAGCUUUGAUGAGAGGAGAGGUAGGUUUGCGAUAGGGCAGGCGAUAUCGAAGGACGGGCUACGGUUUGAGAGGGCGAAGAACGAACCGGUUAUCACUGGGGAAGGGUGUGCCUUUGCGGAGCGAGGCGUGAGUCGGUGUUGCGUGGUGGAGAGGGCGGCCGGAAGAUUCGUGAUCUUUGUGGAAUGCGUGGACGGAGAGGGUGUGCAUCGCAUUGCGAUGGCAGAGUCGAGCGAUUGUCAGACUUGGGGUGACCUUAAGGUUGUGUUGGAGCCUGGGGAGGCCGAGGCGUGGGACUGUAAGGGAGUGUCCCAUCCAAGCGUAGUGCAGAUGGAUGAUGACCAGAUGAGGUUGUACUAUAGGGGACGGGGGAGUGAGUACGAUGCGGAGAAGGGGACGGGGUCGGGCAUUGGCGUUGCGGCGAGCAAUGGGGCGGAUUGGACCAGGCUGGAGCGGAUAUUAACGGAGCAGCAAUAAUGAAUUUUGUAUCUUGACAUGAGCGUGGGGCCUUCUUAUCUCGUGCAGCACAACCAAACGUCUACUGCUGCUGAGAUGUUGACUCGUCCUUCUUCCGAAAUUCACCAGUGAUGGCCCCGGCCGUCGUCCUCACGCCCAGCAAGAACAACCCGAGUGCUGUCACCCCCGAAAUGCCGCUCCCCAGAGCGAAUAAACAAACGAGACCAGUUCGAACUACCGCCCCCAGCCUCUGCACGACAUAAAGAUCGUUGGUGAGCGGGUGAGUCAAGAAAAAACGAA